UUGAAGAAGUGAAAAUGAGUUUUUCCUCAUUACCAGUGCAUCUUGAUCCACCCAACUGGAAACAGCUGCCAGCUGCUGCUGGAGCCGGAGCCGGCCGUGACGGCGGCGAAACUGGCCUUGCUUCUGCACAGGCGCCGCCAGGAGUUGCCGCCGCCGGGCCUACUAUCUCAAUGGCGGAACGCGCCCGGCUGGGGAAGGUACCGCCGCCGGAGCAGGCGCUCCAGUGCCCGCGGUGCGACUCCACCAACACCAAGUUCUGCUACUUCAACAACUACUCCUUCUCGCAGCCGCGCCACUUCUGUAAGGCCUGCCGCCGCUACUGGACCCGCGGCGGCGCCCUCCGCAGCGUCCCCGUCGGCGGGGCCUGCCGCCGGCGCCGCGACAGCAGCGCCAAGUCCUCCUCCUCCCCGUCCAAGCCGAGCAAUCUUGCUCCAAGAUCCAGAGGAAUUAUUCCGAUGAUAAACGCAGCCGCUGCCGCCGCAGGGCGUCGGAUAGAGCUGUGGAAACUGCCUCAGAUCCAGCACCUCCCUUUCUUGGAGCUGGCGGCGCAACGACCGGCCACGUUGACGGCGGGGUUGCCUCAUUUCCAAGACGCUGUGAACCUCGAGCCGGUGAAAAUGGAGGAUCACGCCUCUCGUUUAGGGUUCAUCUCGCCGAUACAAUAUUCAGCUCCUCCCGGAAACUAUCACCAGCAAUGCUGGAGCAGCAGCGACGGUAUCAAGGAUGGCGGCGGCAGCGACGGCGGUGGUUGGGUGACGACGGCCGAUCUCUAUGUUUUCGACUCGUCAUCCAUCUCAGGCUACGACAACAAUUAUUCAUGAUCCAGGUUCGCCUGACCUUUAAGAUAGGGAUUUCAACUCAAGUGUUUUAUGAAUGCACCAUUUUCAUGCGAUGGAUUUAAAAAAUAUA
Messenger RNA from Zingiber officinale, 909 nucleotides. RefSeq lists its product as uncharacterized. The transcript is spliced from 2 exons. The record is from RefSeq and is a predicted model, not a curated record. NCBI's taxonomy places the organism in Eukaryota, Viridiplantae, Streptophyta, Magnoliopsida, Zingiberales, Zingiberaceae. Gene Ontology annotation, molecular function: DNA binding; DNA-binding transcription factor activity. Gene Ontology annotation, biological process: regulation of DNA-templated transcription. The coding region runs from base 15 to 821 and encodes 268 amino acids.